GCAGCCAGCCGCUCUAGUGGAUCCAAUGAGAUGACGCCGCGUUCCGGGCCCGACUGCUGAGAACAAGCCGGUGAUAAGGGGAAGUAGAAAAAACGACCACGGCGUGACAACAAAGAGGUUGCAAGUGAAAGGCUAACCCACGAACAAUAACUAGGAAGCCGGCACGGUCCGGCUGAAGGCCCCCGACUUUGUUCAGCGUGUGCCGCCUGACGAGAGGUCAUCAUGGGGAUGAGGAAGCUGCCGCUCUUUGCUCUCUUCUGCCUUGUCGUGGCAAUGCUGCCUUUUCAAACAGUGUCUGUAGCUGUCAUGUCAGUUGACCUGGGCAGUGAGUGGAUGAAAAUGGCAAUAGUAAAACCAGGUGUGCCAAUGGAGAUUGUUCUAAACAAGGAGUCACGAAGGAAAACCCCUUUGGCUGUGUGUUUGAAGGAAACUGAGAGACUUUUUGGAGACAAUGCACUUGGAGUGUCCGUGAAGAACCCCAAAACUGUUUAUAGGCAUCUUCAAAGCCUGCUGGGUAAAAAACAUGAGAACCUCCACGUGUCUCUCUACCAGAAACGCUUCCCGGAGCACCAGCUGCAGAGGGACUCAGUCAGAGGAACUACGUAUUUUAAAAACUCAGAGGAGUUGCAGUACACACCACAGGAGCUCCUUGGGAUGGUCCUCAAUUAUUCUCGUGGUCUGGCUCAGGACUUUGCAGAGCAACCAAUCAAAGACGCAGUGAUCACAGUCCCAGCCUAUUUCAACCAGGCAGAACGCAGAGCAGUCCUGCAGGCUGCACAGAUGGCCGACCUGAAGGUCCUGCAGCUCAUCAAUGACAACACAGCUGUGGCCCUGAACUACGGGGUCUUCAGGAGAAAAGAUAUCAAUAACACAGCUAAGAAUGUGAUGUUUUAUGACAUGGGCUCAGGCAGCACCACAGCCACCAUUGUCACUUAUCAGACAGUCAAAACCAAGGAUUCUGGCACCCAACCCCAGUUACAGAUCCGUGGUGUUGGCUUUGAUCGUGGACUUGGGGGAUUUGAGAUGGACCUGCGUCUCCGGGACCAUCUGGCCAACCUCUUUAAUGCUCAGAAGAAGAGCAAAAAAGAUGUGAGGGAGAACCACAGAGCCAUGGCUAAACUCCUCAAAGAAGCCCAAAGACUCAAGACGGUACUCAGUGCAAAUGUGGACUUCAUGGCCCAGGUGGAAGGUUUGAUGGAUGACAUUGACUUCAAAUCCAAGGUGACCAGGUCUGAGUUUGAGGAGCUGUGUGCUGAUCUCUUUCAAAGAGUUCCUCGGCCUGUGGAGGACGCGCUCGCUGUGGCAGAGAUGAACUUGGAUGAAAUAGAGCAGGUGAUUUUGGUUGGCGGCGCCACUCGUGUCCCCAAAGUUCAGGAAGUGCUUCUCAAAGCUGUGGGCAAAGAGGAGCUGGCAAAGAACAUCAACGCUGACGAGGCAGCAGCCAUGGGCGCCGUCUACCAGGCUGCUGCUCUCAGCAAGGCUUUCAAAGUCAAACCCUUUCUGGUCAGAGAUGCAGCUGUUUUCCCUAUUCAGGUGGAGUUUAAUCGCGAGAUGGAGGAAGAUGGCGUCAAAAGCCUGAAACACAACAAACGUAUCCUCUUCCAGAGGAUGGCGCCCUACCCACAGCGCAAAGUCAUCACAUUCAACCGCUACACUGACGACUUUACUUUCAACAUCAACUACGGAGACCUCAGCUUCCUGAGUCAGGAAGACCUCAGCGUGUUUGGCUCUUUGAACCUGACCACAGUCAAACUGUCUGGUGUGGGCAGCAGUUUCCUGAAACACACAGAUGCUGAGUCAAAGGGCAUCAAAGCCCAUUUCAACAUGGAUGAAAGUGGAGUGCUUCUGCUGGACCGGGUGGAGUCUGUGUUCGAAACAAUUGUGGAGGAGAAGGAAGAGGAAUCAACAUUAACAAAACUUGGAAACACCAUUUCCACCUUGUUCGGAGGAGGAUCAUCAGAACCAGAUCCCAAUGUAACGGAGCCUGUACAGGAUGAGGAGGAAGUGCCUCUAGAGUCAGGGAAAGAUGACAAGGAUGAGGCCCCGAAAGAAGAGGCUGCCAAAGAGAAACAGGAUGAGUCGGAAGAUGGUGAAAAGACUGAAGAGAAAGGCCAGGAACAGACAGAAGAGGCAGGCUCUAAGACCGACACUAAAGAGGACAAGGAUGCAGAGAAAAGUGAAAGCACUGAUGCAGAGAAGGACACAGAGAAGGCAAAACCACAGAAAAGGACAAAGAUCUCUGAAGACAUCACCGUAGAACUGAACAUCAACGACAUCUUUGAUCCCACACCAGAUGACAUUGUUUCCUCAAAGAAGAAGUUACAGGAUUUAACAGACAGGGAUUUGGCCAAACAUGAAAGAGAAAAGGCCCUCAACACCCUGGAGGCAUUUAUCUUUGAGACCCAGGACAAGCUGUACCAGGAUGAUUACCAGGUGGUGGUGUCGGAAGAGGAGAAGGAGGAGAUUGUUGCAAAGCUAAAGGAGGCAUCAGAGUGGAUGGAUGAGGAGGGUUACUCGGCCACCACUAAGCAGCUCAGAGAGAAGCUGUCGCAGCUGAAGGCCCUCUGCAAGGACAUGUUCUUCAGGGUGGAGGAGCGGAGUAAGUGGCCGGAUCGCCUGGCCGCUCUGGAGAGCAUGCUCAACACCUCCAGCUUCUUCCUUAGGAGCGCAAAGCUGAUUCCAGAGGACGACCAGAUCUUCACUGAAGUGGAGCUGAACAUGUUAGAAAAAGUCAUCAACGAGACCUCGACGUGGAAGAAUGAAACAGUAGCGCAGCAGGAGAAACGCUCACCAAAAGAGCGUCCAGUCCUGCUGUCCAAAGACAUCGAGUCCAAGCUGGCGCUGCUGGAUCGGGAAGUCAACUACCUGCUCAACAAAGCCAAGUUUGCCAAGCCCAAGGUUAAACCCAAGGCCAAGAACAGCACAAGCUCUGAGAAGAGCAGCAAGGCCAAUGAAACGGCGGAGGAGAAAGUCAUCCCUCCUGCAGAGGAGAACACAGACGACAAGAGCGAAACAGAGGAGGCGCAACCAGGCAAAGCCCCGCCCACAGAAGAAAGCACUCCACAAACAAAUUCUGACAAUGAAUCACAAACCUCGGAAGAAAAGACAGCUACAGGAGCAAAGGAGGAGACCCACUCAGAAACCCACAGAGGAGAUGAAUUAUAACAACUGGGAUUCGGGGGGGGGAUCACUAUAUUUAUUGACAGUGUAAAAAUGUUCAACUUUAGCAUCAUGUUCUCUUCUCAGUUUUUUUUCUUUUUCUGUUUGAGUUCUUUUGUUGGAACAGCCUGGAGUUUUAAUGGAUGAUGAUCACGUUCAUCACUUGGUCUCCUUCACCUCGUCCCUCUCUAAUGGAUUCUGUGGAGGACGGACACCUCCUGCUCUUUGCAAAAGAACCAGUGAAAUAAAACUGAGUUCUGAUAAUGUGUGCUUUGGCAAAAAUUGAAGUCCAGACAUAAUUCCUGUUCACAACCGAGAUCCCCUCACCAGCAAUUAUACAAGAAAUCUCAGUGCAGUUGUGGUGUCGUUACAGUAGACAUGAGGCCAGAGAGGGCGCUGUCCCUGAUGCUUCUCUCUUCUUCUCACUGUUUGCUCCUCCUGUUUGCUCCUCCUGAGUUUAACAUUUUGUGGUAUCAGAUUAAGUUCACUAUUGUCUUCUUCAGUCUUCUUGGUUUUUUUUUUAAACCCCAAAAUAUUGUUUUUCUUUACGGAGUCCCAACCAAAUAAAAUAAUUUAAUUAACCUGCAGUACUGUGCAAAGUUUCAGAGGGAUGCAUACAUUUAUUUACCAUAAAUUCUCUUUUUGCAGCUUUUUUUUUGCUGUCAAGUAUUUAAACUAAAUAUAGAGAAUCAAAAACUCCUGAGGGCAAAAGCACAUUUCUUUAUUAUCUAAAAAAAAAUACUCAAUACAACAAAUAUUGGACGCUCAGAUACGGGAAAGGGGCCUCAACUGUGACACCUUCAGGGGAGGUGGCUUAAAACCACAUUCAAAUUCAUACUUCAAAUUAUUAAAAAUGAUUCAUUAGUAAACUUAAACCAUUUAAUGUUGUUGGUAAUGAGCUUUUCUCUACAUUUACUUUUAAUACUUAGAAAAUGCAUACUUAAAAGGUCUGCAAAAAGGUGUAAUAAAUGUACUCACUAAGAUCUAAAAUUUUGGCACAACAAUGUAGGUCUAUGUUACAUUAAUUUCAUUAAUCUGAUUUAUGAAAUGUUCUGUUUGACGUCCUCAAACUGCUGUCACAACCAUGACUAACUCUUGAUCUACUGAGCCUGUCAUUCUGGUGUAUUUACCAUGAAAAUAAUUUGUCAAACUUUUAACUCUUACAAAAGCCAUAACAUUAAAAAAAAAAAAAAAAAAAAAGCCCAGCCUAGGUCAAGUCUUGUUUUAUUAAAAUAUCACCAACAAAAUCCCUAAAUUUCAUACUUCUAAUCUCAUGGACGGUUGUGGCAUCAAAUACUUCCCUGUAACAUGUGGGUGAGGUGCUCGUCUCCUACAGAGAUUGGUGGGAUUUUACAGUUUUGUUUUUUUAACAUUGUCGACACAGUGUUGUGGAUAUUAAUUAUGGUUGGUUUAUUUGGGUCUGGAGCAUAAACAGUGGCUGUGAAUGUGAGAUUUACAUUCAGUGGGUUAAGUGUCACAGAAACAUUGGUUUCUACAGCAGCUGAAGUCCUGUGGUACAUGUACGCAGCAUGAACGCACACGCACAAGGUCCAACUGUCCAGUUUAGACCAGGACUACUGAUGGUGCUCCCUUCAGAGUCCAGAACUGGUUGUAUAGAAUCGUAAUAGCAGGAGUUGCCGAUGUAAAUUUGAACCGCUUCUUCUCAUCUGUUGUAAGCUGUCGUUCUUUUGGUCCAUGUGCAACCAACAUGGUUUUUCUACUGAUCCCAGUUCAGCCUUUAAGGACGUUUUCAGUGACUGUAAUGAAACUGUAAUGAAAAUGUUGAGAGCUACUAAGCAUCACAUGUGUUUACUGAGAGAUGUUCUUCAACAGCUCUGUUGAUCAAGCUCUAGCCCAGUAGAUAGCACGCGCUGUUUGAAUGAGGUGUAAAGGCAACCUGGAUGAUUUGAAUUUUUGUUUAUUAUUUCGGGAAACCUCUAUCAAAGAACGCCAGAAAUAGAACACAAACAAUGAUGUUUCUAAACUGUUAAAUAAAAAGAUUUUGUUUUUAAA
Molecule: messenger RNA, 5172 nt
Organism: Cynoglossus semilaevis (tongue sole)
Lineage: Eukaryota; Metazoa; Chordata; Actinopteri; Pleuronectiformes; Cynoglossidae
Gene: hyou1
Product: hypoxia up-regulated 1
Exons: 25
Coding region: 223-3165 (980 amino acids)
Biological process (GO): negative regulation of hypoxia-induced intrinsic apoptotic signaling pathway; endoplasmic reticulum unfolded protein response
Cellular component (GO): endoplasmic reticulum chaperone complex
Molecular function (GO): ATP-dependent protein folding chaperone; ATP binding
Source: RefSeq, a predicted model, not a curated record